Molecule: messenger RNA, 717 nt
Organism: Impatiens glandulifera
Lineage: Eukaryota; Viridiplantae; Streptophyta; Magnoliopsida; Ericales; Balsaminaceae
Product: extensin-like
Exons: 2
Coding region: 1-717 (238 amino acids)
Source: RefSeq, a predicted model, not a curated record
AUGGCCAACGUGACUGCUCCGGCGCCUGAAUCAAAUUCAUCUCCACCGGACAAAACAGCAUUAGACACUUCAUUAAUGUCAGAUUUUUCUUCUUCACCGACCAACACUGAUUCAUCUCCUCCGCCACCUGAAUCAUCUCCUCCCGAUGAAUCAUCGACACCACCUCCACCUGAACCGUCAGAAUCGCCUCCACCUCCAUCUGAACCGUCAGAAUCUCCUCCUCCUCCUCCCCCACCUGAAUCAUCAGAAUCUCCUCCACCGCCUGAACCGUCGUCAGAAUCUCCACCACCACCGUCUGAAUCGUCAACAACUCCUCCCCCAUCGCCUGAAAAGUCAAAAGAUGAAUCUUCACCACCUCCUUCCAAAAAUCAUGAUCAUGAAGCUUCCCCGCCAUCAUCUUCAACAGUUCCAUCGCCACCUCAGCAGACGAAUUCUCCUCCAUUUUCAGAACAAACACGGCCACCUCCGCCGGCUGUUAAGUCUUCGCAUUCGUCGUCAAAGGACAAGUCCCCUUCUUCGGGUUCGUCACGAACAUCUCACCCAGGUGGGUCAUCGGGAAAUGGGUCAUCUUCAGAGAAUACGGGAUUGAUUAUCGCAUUAGCAAUAACCUGUAUCAUCAUUUUCGCGAUGGCAAUCAUCGGGGUAAUUUGUUGUAUGAGGAGAAAGAAGAGAAGAACGCCGUGGCAAUUUAUAUGGGAAGAACACGGCGGGGGGUGA